CGUCACGUGUGCGUGACAGCGGCCGACGUGUCCGGACUCGUUCGCGUUCUCGGCCGAUACUCCCCGACACGGCGGAUGCGUCGAUUCCGCCUUUCAUCGAGCGGCCUCGCAAAAACUGAAAGGAAAGCGGAAAACCUCGACUGCGGCGUCGGAAUUAAACCGAAGCUCGACGCCGGGCCCGGAAGAGAAAAUACGAGUCGCUCCCGAUGGACGGACCGGGGACGAUAACGUGGGAGGAGUUCCUCGCCGACGCCGAGGAUUUGGUCCGGCUCUCGGACGAGAUUUCGGACCGGUGGGAACUUCGGGGCGAUAAGACUCUACCGGGCCGUGCGUACUUGGCCCGACGAACGAAGACCUUCGUUUCCAGCGAUUUUCUCGUUGACGAACGAGCGGACGAAUUCGAGUCGAUUGUGCCGGAGCCAACGAGUGAUCCCUUCGAGGCGACAUCCGUCGUCCAGAGACCGCUCGUCACGGAACAUCACGUUCUAUGGUCCAUGAGCUACGGCGUUCCGCUGCUCUAUUUCAAUGCUUGGAAGUCUGACUUUGCAGGAGUCAAUCCGGUGAGCGUGGAAGCGGCUCAAAAGCUGGUACCUCAAGGAUCUCUGGGAUACGGAGAAUUGUCUCAAGCCAUGCACCCGAUCCAGGAUCAGCCCUUCAUGUAUUUACAUCCAUGCAGGACUCGAGAACUCCUGCAGAUAACGCACAAGAGCAAGAACAAAUUGGUCAGUUGGCUCAGCGCGAUAGCUCCAGCGGCCCUUUAUUUAAAAACCAGGCCGGAAUACUACGAGUUGACUUUAGGCCAAGGACGGAGGCAGAGCGCAGCCGGUCACGAGGACAGCGGGAACAGUGAUAAAGACGACGAAGACAGCGAUAAAAAAGAUCGCUGCGAGUUUCACCAUCGGGAAGACACGCGUCGAUGAUAAGGUCGAUACACGCGCGUCGAGAGCGCGCAAGGUUUUCGCCUUUACUUCGGCCACUUUGCCCUCGAAGUCUAUGUCGUCAUCGCCGAAACCUUGAGAAAAUCCCCUCUCCCGGUCGGGAGGAUUUGGGACAUUCAUCUGGAAUAUUGAUGAGAAGGCAGCUCGUUUUUCGGGAACGUUGCUAAUCGGCUGGUUAAAUCUAUGCAAAUGUUUAAACCGUUCCUCGCGGUCUCGACGUGACGAAAUACGGUUACAUUCCGUGAUACCGCGAGACGGUUACGACGCGAUACGAUAUCGAGUUUCUUGUUAAGUCCGACCGAAAUGAGUUACGUCGCGAAUGUACAGGAUAUGGGAUUUAUUUAUGCGGGGUCUCCGCUCCGAGUCGUCCGCACUUUGCGGAGCUCGAUCGAGAUGUUUCGAUCAAAUCAAAGUUUCGUUUGAUACAUGCAACGCCGGAACAUCCGAGCCUCCCCCUUUGGCUUCGACUCACAAAUUUGUACCGCUCGCAAACUUGUUGAGCGCGAACGAGCGAAUGCAGCAAACGCAGCAGAAGUUAUUACUAUUUGUUCAGGAUCCGUUACAACUGUGACCGCCACUAAAGAGAAUACGAAGGAUAGGUAUCUCGUUUCGGCUGUUCCUGCGGCUGACUAAAGUUGUUCGCGUUCAUAGACGUCCUGCGUUAUGAGUCUCGAUAUCGCAUAAAUAAUUCAAGGCUUCGAUCGGAUGAAAUACCGAUUACGAUGUCGCAAUGCUAACUCAAAAUUUAGGUAUUCCUGUUGCUACACCUUCGCAAGGUCUCGAUAUCCGUUCGUCUAUGCGGAAGCGUGUGUCCUCCGAUUAGCUCGAAUAAACGGUAGUCUAUUGCGUAAAUAGGACGAAUUAAUUUGGAUAUAUUUACGCAAUACCUUCUCGCGCUCAUUUUUUGUUCCGUCAGAGAGAUACGAUCCAUUUGAAAAAUGAUGGAACGUUCGGGCGAACGGCAGUUCACGCUAUUCCGUUUGUUCGUUUAUUUCGGACGCGAACCGUUUUUACCACAAAAAAAAGGUAUCUUUCCCAGGACUACUUCAAAGAAAGACGGAUGCCCGGACGAGCGACGUUAGGCCAUUUGCCUACGUACCGGCAAAACCGGCGCCAGCACCGACUCUUCUGCCAAAAAUAAUGGAACUUUCAUUUAUUUACGUUAUUACCAUCGAAAAAAACCGAUGCCGCCCCCGGUUUUGUCGGUCAUGUGCAACCGGCGUUACAAUUUAAACGGGAUCUCGUGCGCGGUGGUUCGAUGCACGAAAAUAAUUAGGGUCAGGCGGUUAUGCAAUGGACGCGCUGGAAAAAAAUAGAGGACGCGGCAGCCAGGGGCCCAAUCCAGCGACCCAAGCUCGUUAAAGAGGUCUCGGAGAUAUUUUUAUUUUACUGUCCAUCUUUUCCUGUUUUCGGGCGGUCCUCACUGGGAGUCGACAUCCGGCGCGUGGACCAAUCGUCAAUUCGCAACGGAGAGUCUAGGGACUUUGAACGCUUCUCGUCGAAGGGGGAAAACGCGAACGAGGAAAGUUCGAUCGGGGGCAGUUCGGCGUGUGAGAAGAGCGUCGAGAUUCUUGGAAUGCCUCGAAAGUAUCUCCGGCCCGAAGCGACUCGCUCCAUUGUGUUCUGGUUUCCGAGAGUAAAACCAUUUGCCCGCUCACCAGCACCAACUUUUCUAUCAGAAAUAAUGUAACUUUCAUUUUUUUUAACACUAUUAUCGACGGAAAAACCGGCGCGGGAGCAAACGGCCUAAAGGAGACGAGGGGCUAUUCACUUAGAAAUUAGUGAAAACGAUUUUUUUCUUUAAGAGCCCUUGAUUUCAUAUGAUAAACAGCAAUGCGAUGCGAUAAUAAGGAAAGUUUGGCUUUAAAAUUGUGAGAAGCGGUCGAUGAUUUUCAACGAUUUCCAGCUGAUUCCAAGCGUUAAAAUCCAUGACUUCUGAGUGAAUACCCCCUCGAAAGGAGGACGGCGUCGACCGUCCGGGCGCUUCGCAGGCGACAUUUAUAAAUAAAGAUUUCGUUUUAGAGGGAGAAGGUGAAAGGAAGCGCUUUAUGGCCGGCAAUUGAACAGAAAUCUGGAAAAGACCGGUUCGAUCCCGCCUAUGCCGAUGCUAUAUUGGGAGAAAAGGAUGGCGACGAGCGAACGGAGCAGACGCGCUCGAUGUGUUCGCAAAACGAUGGGACUAUUGAUCCCACGAGCGAACGCACGGCGGUACCCGUUCGUCGAUUGAGCGGUCUUCGCUUCCGGAAUCAAUCCGACUCGCGUUUCGUCCUCCCUCUUUAUAUUUUAUAUGUGGGCUUUUUUCAAAAUGAAACACUGCCCCAAAGAAGCGGGGGCCCGGUGGGAAUACUUUUAAGCCGCUUCGUCGAAUUCCCGCGAGAAUCCUCGAGGCACGAAACAGAGGCUCGAGCGUUAUGUCGAUUACCCACGGUUAUUACUAAAAGUACCGCCACCGAAUGCGAGGAGCGACCACUGAAUUAAUUGCGUCGUCGAGUAUACGAUAACUACCCAGAUAGACAAAGUGAUGCAAAAAUUUGCAUCAAAUUUGCCUCAUAGAAUAUCAUGAAACGAGUCACGAGGGUGUUGCUUAUGAGGAGCAAAUGGUCUGCAAACUGUUUGCAAACGAUUUUCCUCAUCAAAUGAUAAUCGUGAAUUUCUAUCUGGGUAUCUUUAGAGAUUAAGCUUAUCAUUUAGUGUAUCAACGCGAAGCGAGCAUUAAUACCGGUGUACUUUGGGGUCUGGGGUAUAAUAUCCUAAUGUGCCAUCACCAACACGCGAUGAUAUAAUCCGCCUUUAAGCGAACAAUGCGACACGGUCGAGAUAGAUUUCGGUCGGUCUCGAAUCUUUGGGAACGUUUCGAGGAGGAACGCCAGUUCCUCCUCGAGAAACUUAAAACGGCCCCUCCUCGACAUUAUUUGUUUAUAAAAAUUCCGUAGCCCGCGGCGUCCCUAGUUUCCAUUCACGGCAAAGUCUCGUUAGAGCUCCAAUGUGAUACGGAAUAAUGGCGGGCAGCGCUUUUCUCGCGAUGCCCUCCUUUUCUCCCUUUAUCGGCCGUUGGGCGCGAAACUAGGUUAUUCCGUCUGCGCGUGCAUCAAAUUACCAGGGGAAUGAUAAGCAACCGUUUCAAGGCUGAGGAACCUUUUUGGGCCGCGUGGUUCCUCCUUUGUGACGUAACGUUAAGAGGCGUUGGAGCAUAAUUGAAGGCACUCCCAGGAGGGGACCUUACGCCCUCUUUUCGCUUCCCUCUCGCGUUUCUCGCCAUAUCGGUGGUAUUCCUGCCACGAGCCAUCCACGAAGGACGAAAGUAGACCCUCGUUCUUCCCUCGGGGAUGCUCGUUGCCAUGGCCACGAGGACACCGUGCCGCUUGUUGCUUGUUGCUUGUUGCGCCGCUCCUGGUUCCUCUCCUCCAACAACUUUUCAUGGGGACUUUGCUCAAGGCUUUCUCGAUAAUAAUUCUUUGUAAAAAGGUUUGCGAUUACGCAACGGUGUUUCCGGCCAACCUGUUCGGUGGACAAAGAUUCUGGUGGAUGAUCGAUUCUCUUCUUCAGGGUCGAGUUCAUUAGUAGUCUAAUUACGUAGAGUUACCGCAACUUCUUUAUCGUUCAUGAAACUUUUUUCCGAACUGGGUGUACCGAAUAGUUCCAUCCUUUACAACGUGACUAUAGAGACUACAAGGAAGGUCUUGACCGCAAUUAAAUUUCAUUUUUUUAUAACAAAUUUUAUUAAUAUCCAUAAACAAAUUUAAAAAUGCGAAAUCAGUUUUUUUUUUUAAUUUCGAUGGUUCGGCCUCAAUAUACCAUUGGCUUUUCCAUUCGACCGGACGCGAGGGCCAAGUCGCCCAUCCAAGCACCGACCGCGCCCAACGUUGCUUAACUUCUUUAAUCUUACGAAAACCGGUACUCGCAUCG
Messenger RNA from Orussus abietinus, 4844 nucleotides. It is a transcript of the gene Atg10, whose product is annotated as ubiquitin-like-conjugating enzyme ATG10. Gene Ontology annotation, biological process: macroautophagy; protein lipidation; protein modification by small protein conjugation. Bases 207 to 920 code for a protein of 237 amino acids. Lineage: Eukaryota; Metazoa; Arthropoda; Insecta; Hymenoptera; Orussidae. The transcript is spliced from 5 exons. Gene Ontology annotation, molecular function: Atg12 transferase activity. The record is from RefSeq and is a predicted model, not a curated record. Gene Ontology annotation, cellular component: intracellular anatomical structure.